UCCGAUUAUUCUAGCAUGUGCUAUUCCAUGAUGUGUAAGAGACCCAAUUCUACAUUGUGCUAUAGUUAUACCGCUGCUACCGGAACCACGUGUGGAAACCAAAAGUGGUGUUUCCAAAGCUCCUGUAUUGCAAACUCCUCGGCGCCCGUCGUCAGUGAUACGUGUCCCUAUGGUGACAAUCCCGGCAUUGUGUACACAGCUGGCUCCGAUUCCUACACUUGCGCUACGCUGUUCCAGGCUUUCAGUAAAGGCCUUAAUUGUCCUAUCUUCCUAACGCGUUGCUGUGCGACAUGUGAGGCUGCUUAUACGUCAAUACCUG
Messenger RNA from Mizuhopecten yessoensis (Yesso scallop), 319 nucleotides. RefSeq lists its product as uncharacterized. The transcript has 3 exons. NCBI's taxonomy places the organism in Eukaryota, Metazoa, Mollusca, Bivalvia, Pectinida, Pectinidae. The record is from RefSeq and is a predicted model, not a curated record. The annotation marks the transcript as partial.